Melanaphis sacchari is the source of this 2154-nucleotide messenger RNA. RefSeq lists its product as uncharacterized. Lineage: Eukaryota; Metazoa; Arthropoda; Insecta; Hemiptera; Aphididae. The record is from RefSeq and is a predicted model, not a curated record. Bases 23 to 1951 code for a protein of 642 amino acids. The transcript has 7 exons.
UCUCAGUGUGUCCGACGGACAAAUGGACGCCGUCGCUGCGCAAGUCACAUUACAGGUACUCCUUCUAUUGUCAUCAUCGCCGACAACCGUCGUCCGAGUUCUGUGCGGCCGUCCCGUGUGGCUGACCGACGGCGAUACACUGUACUUAAGAUGGCAGAGCGGGCUGGGCUUGUUGAACCGCUGUUCCGUGGUGCUGCCCAACGGCACAGAGACGACGCUGUCCGACGUAGCCGCCACCGUCAACACCCCAGCUAAUCUCACGUACCUGGGCGACGGUUACCAGUCGGGGCAAUGCGGUCUCAGGGCCGUAAGCGUCACGCCCGGCGUCGGAAAUUGGACGCUAACCGCGUCAUCGGUGGACGGGCGAUACGGUCGGGACACGAGUCGCGUCACAUGUGUCGCGAAACAAUGGCCCAGGUCGACGACGAUCCGUGUGCCAGUUGGUACCGCAGUGAACGUCACGUGCGGACCACCGAAAGCGUUUUACUGCCGCAUGUCCGGCCCGUCCGGCGAAGUGUCGAGGCAUAAAGGUCAGUGUUGGGUGCACGUCAAGUCUGUUGGAUCGCAUCACCAGGACGUGUGGACAUGCUGGUCAGUUACUGCUGAGUCCGCGGUCGAAGUUCAGUACACCCUUCGCCUCCACGCUUACCGAGAGGGCGCAAUAACGGAAAUCGGAUACGACGAAACAGCUUCCGAAGUGCGGGUGUUCUGCAACGUCCGUGAUAGUACCUCCACAAUAGUCGACAAAGGUGACAGCAUUGCUGUUGGUCGGGACGAUGACUUUCAGUCCAAAUACUGCAGGCUUACGUUACCACAAGACACAAAGAUCCUGUCACUAGCGUACGGUAGAGGCACUAGUCGGUAUUCGUACCACGGUGCAACGUACAAUGAUUGUGGUGUGUCGUUCGCAAAACCGCUAAGACAGUCCGAAAUUGGCCGAUGGAAAUGCAUGAACGCUAUGUCCGACGACCGCGUUUACGGCGGAUUCAUCGUCGUAGUACCAGCCAACAAUACGAAAGCAGGUAUACCACCGCUCACGGUGACAGCCAGCAAAUCUGUUAUGGUGCCCAAAGGCAACACGUUUCAUGUAGAGUGCAGUGUACAUUCAGAGAUCGACUAUUGUUGGUUGCGGCACCCCAACGGUACUGCUAUUCCGGUGACAGUUCCGGACAGAACUGCAAACGACGACCGGAAUAGGAUUGGAACUAGGUACCGGUAUACAGGUGAAGGGUUGUCAUUUGGCCAAUGCCACGUAGCCAUCGGUGACGCUUCCACAUCAGACACAGGUGCUUGGCUUUGCGCUCUGGGUCUACGUGACGACCGCCGUGAAAUGUACGGCACGGUGGACAUUACGGUUUCCGAAUCCGUGAUUGCAGCCCGCCAGGAGGAAGUAUACGCGACCGAAGGCAGUCGGGUGAUGUUAGGAUGUGACACAGUCGAAAAACAGCCUAUAGCCUACUGCCGAUUUCUCACACCACGUUUAUUUGGAUUUGCCGUAGACGAGAAAUCGAACUCGCAGCCACCGCCUCGGUAUGCGUAUUCUGGCCAAGGACUGACGGCAGGCCAUUGUGGUUUGUCCAUCGACCGCGUGGACGAUUCCGACUACGGAAACUGGACAUGCGCCGUGAAAAUCCUCGAUUCUUCCGGAUCUGAAGAAGUCAGCACGACUGUUAUAUUGCGAAAACCCGAAGGGUUUACGAUGAUCCAGAUCAUCGGCAUCGUGUUAUGUGGCACUAUGAUAUCCAUCUUGUCGCUGUUUUUUGCCAAUCAUCUCAUUACAAAUCCGUCGGCAAAGACUAGGAAAAAAAUAGAAAAAUUAGAAAUGCAGCUCGAAGCGGGCGAACAAAGUGCGAGUCGCAAGGUCGGCGCCAGACGUGCUCAAAACAGCACCCGUGUGAUCAGAACUCCGCCGAGUCGAAGCAAACUGGGAUCCAUACCUCGGAGAAUUUGACCGCUGCACUCGAUUAUUUUAUUCGUCGCGAUUAAUAACUUUUCGAGUACUUGUAAUGCGGGAUCUUUACUGCAAAUAACAACACUCUAGUUCGAUUCCACUCGAUAAUAAUCAAUUAAUGUCUACGUCUAUUGAUACAUUCACGAUUACAAUGGCGUAUAAUAACAAAUAACAAUAAACUGACCUCUGUGGGUUAUAUUUUA